AUGUCUUCUCAAAUCCUCUAUGUCUUCCUCAACACUUGGACCAUACUAAUCAUAGCAAUCCUCAGCUCAAACUCAGUUUCAGGCACCACAGAGUUCAUCUUCAACACCAACUUCAACUCCACCAGCCUCAGUCUCUAUGGAAACGCCACAAUCCAAUCCUCCAUUCUCAGCCUCACAAAUGACACCACCACCUUCUCUUUGGGACGCGCCUUGUACCCUAAAAAAAUCCCCACAAAACCCUCCAACUCUUCAAGUUCAACCCCGCUUCCCUUCUCAACCUCUUUCAUUUUCUCACUUGCACCCUUCAAAAACCUCCUUCCUGGCCAUGGUUUUGCCUUUGUCUUCUUACCCUUGCCGGGUCUAGCCGGUGCAAGCUCAGCUCAGCAUUUGGGUGCUUUCAACUUCACCAAUAAUGGUGACCCCAAUAACCAUAUUUUUGGUGUUGAAUUUGAUGUGUUCAAAAACCAGGAAUUCCAGGAUCCUGAUGAUAACCAUGUUGGUGUGGACUUGAACUCACUUACAUCUAAUGCUUCAUACACUGCAGGGUAUUGGAGUGGUGAGUUUGAUGAGGAUUUCAAUGAGUUGAAGCUUAACAAUGGGGUUAAUUAUCAAGUCUGGAUUGAUUUUUUGGAUUCAAAAAUUAAUGUCACCAUGGCUCUUGCUGGUGUGACAAAGCCUAGGAAGCCGUUGAUAAGCAAGGUUGUGGAUCUUUCUGGGGUUCUUUUGGAUGAAAUGUAUGUGGGGUUUUGUGGAACAACUGGAGCAUUGGUUGAGAGCCAUAGGAUAUUGGCUUGGAGUUUUAGUAAUUCAAAUUUUUCGAUUGGUGACGGUUUGGUGACUCAGAAUUUGCCUUCGUUUGUGGCUUCAGGGGACUCUGCUUUUGGAUCAAAAGGGUUCAUUGUGGGGGUUAGUGCUGGGGGUGUGCUGGUUGUUUGGUGUGUGGUCUUGGUGUAUGUGAUUUUGGUGAGGAGGAAGGGGAAAAAAGGGGAGGAGAUGGAGGAAAUUGAAGAUUGGGAAAUGCAUUAUUGGCCUCACCGGAUUGAUUACGAAGAGAUUAGAAAAGCAACGGAGGGAUUUGCAGAGAAAAAUGUGAUUGGGAUUGGAGGGAAUGGGAAGGUCUAUAAAGGGCUUUUAGCAGGAGUAGAAGUUGCAGUUAAAAGAAUUUCACAUGAGAGUGAACAUGGGUUGAAAGAGUUCUUGGCUGAGGUUUCAAGCUUGGGAAGAUUGAAGCAUAGGAAUUUGGUAGGAUUGAGAGGUUGGUGUAAAAAAGAGAAGGGUAGCCUGAUCUUGGUUUAUGAUUACAUGGAAAAUGGGAGCUUGGACAAGAGGCUGUUUGAGAGCAAUAUGUUGAGUUGGGAAGAGAGAAUUAAGGUAUUGAAGGAUGUGGCUUCUGGGAUAUUGUAUUUGCAUGAGGGUUGGGAAUCUAAGGUUUUGCAUAGAGACAUCAAGGCAAGCAACGUGCUACUUGACAAGGAUAUGAAUGCAAGGUUGGGGGAUUUCGGAUUGGCUCGAAUGCACCAACAUGGGGAAAUGACCGCCACCACUCAAGUCGUUGGGACCGCAGGGUACAUGGCACCAGAAGUGGUUCGAACCGGGCGAGCCUCACCACAGGUUGAUGUAUUUGGUUUUGGGAUACUAGUACUGGAGGUGGUGUGUGGCCGCAGACCUAUUGAAACCGGGCAGCCAGGCUUGGUUGAUUGGGUUUGGAGGCUAAUGGAGAGGAGUAAAUUGGCCUUUGCUCUUGAUGAGAGGCUGAAGACUAAAGGUGGAUAUAGCAUUGAGGAAGUUGAGAGAUUGCUUCAUUUGGGUUUGCUUUGUGCAUAUCCUGAAGCUCAUGGAAGGCCAACAAUGAGGCAAGUUAUGAAGGUGCUUGAAGGGGCAAGUGAUGCCAUUGAUGAUCAAUCUGAAGGGGAAGGGAUGAAUGUAAAUUUGCUGCACAAAAUUAGAACAACUCCAAUGUGGUCUGCUUAUCGCUGGAACAUGGGAGGACAGGGACACCCUACAUUUGAAGACAUGAAAAAUUCUUCUUCAUCAUCUUUGUCUGGAUCAGAUAUAAUUAGAGUUGGUAGAUGAU
This is a messenger RNA of Prunus avium (sweet cherry), 2074 nucleotides long. Its product is annotated as putative L-type lectin-domain containing receptor kinase VII.2. Gene Ontology annotation, molecular function: protein kinase activity; carbohydrate binding; ATP binding. The record is from RefSeq and is a predicted model, not a curated record. NCBI's taxonomy places the organism in Eukaryota, Viridiplantae, Streptophyta, Magnoliopsida, Rosales, Rosaceae. Gene Ontology annotation, biological process: protein phosphorylation.